AUGGCGAGGUUGUCAAGCGCGCCAUCGUGGUCGUCGUUAGUGCGUCCCAUGCAGCCAAUCCAAGAUUCAUCUUCGGCAGAAAAGGUCACGGGAUCCCGCUCGUCAGGGCAGGAUCGCAACGUCACGCAAGAUCGCCCCGAACCUCUGCUCGUCACGCCAGUCCGCACCCUGCAUCAAGACCUCGAUCUUUUGGUUCGUCACGCCGAGGAGAACAAUGAUAUAACCGCGCACUUGGAUGAAUUGGAGGCAGUGCUCACGCGGUACAAGGCCACCCAUACCAGUCAGCAGAUACUUGCGCAGUUGCCCGGAUCUAUCCAGAUUCUCUACAACGUCGUCAAGGGACCGGCAGGGAACAAGCUCGGUGGAGUCGUCAGGUCCGUCAGCCAAGCUUGGCAAAUCACCCCCGAAGCCCUUCUCAGAUCGUUCAACUUCGUAACCAGUAGGCGCUUCUUCGACGAUCUGAAGACGCUGGCUCUCUCUCACAGCUUCGAGGUUGCCUAUCCCGUCUUGCAAACGGCACGAGGUCAAAGGAGAUCAGGCAACGGCCCAGAGCGAGUUCCCUCGGACGUCCAGGCCGCUCUUGUUAUUCUCCAAAAGCAAGUUGCUGCUCAAUUGGAGGUGGAUCAGACUGUGACUUCUGAUACUGACGAACACAGUCGGGAGGCUGAAAACAAGAGGUCAAGGACCAUUAUUUCCUGCCUUGAACACAGCGAGCUGGAAGACAUUGACCUGGCCGGGGCUGUGCCUGAGCACGACAUAGUGAUCGACUCUAUUGAUGACCUGGGUGUCAUCCCACCGGGCUCGGACACACAGGACAUCCAUCAGAGCAGCUCCAUCGACGGCGCAUCUUCGGUCUCCAGCCAUCACCCACAUCCGAUGUCCACCAGUCCACUUACACCCAACUCUGCUCCGCCCAAAAACCUGACCUUGGUCUCUGAAGACUCAUUCCUCGUCACUCCUCUCACGCCUUGCGUGUCUACCAUGGUUAUGGCUGGGACGUCAACUCCAAAGCCGGUUGAAGACGCACAUGUCGAUCAGGACAGCACGCCAGAAGGACAACACCAAUCCACAGGUGACCAAGGCCUAACCAAGGAUUCCUGCCACUUUGACUGGUCACGGCUACCGCCUGGGGUUUCGGAAAGGCUACGGCCUGGUGUACGACUUAAUUGCGACGCUAUGAACACAUUGUUCGACUUGAUCAGCGGGGCCACUCCCCCAGGCGCAGUGUCUAUCCUUCACACGCAAAUCGUUCAAGGUUCUUCGCCUCCGCUCGCCGCACGUUUCGAAGCCAUGUCAGAGAGCCAGACGAUACUACUUCCACUUCAUCUGCCUAAGGAAGAGCACUGGGUUCUGGCUGUAUGCCGACAUUCUGGGCCUUUUGAAAUUUGGGACUCGUUGUUCAGCCAAUCUCCCUCCUGGAAGAAGGACGCCGAGAGUGCAGCGAUGAACGCACUGUCAAAGGUUUCCCCACGUUGGCUGCCAAAUGUGCUGGCCAACUUUGAUUGGAAGCUCGGUAUCCAGCAAGAGAACGACACCGACUGCGGCGUGGCGGUACUUGUCAAUGCGAUGUACAUCUUGACGGAACGUUUGUCUUCUGAGCCUGUUGACAUGUCUCUCUGGAGGCGCGUCCUUGAGACUCUCCUGACGCCGCCACGCACCGCGAUGACCGCUUGGAAGCUACAUCCUGGCUACGACGAGAUCAACUUGGUCGAAGAUGAGCCGAUCACGCUCCGCAAGGGAGCCAAGAUAACGGGUCAAAACCUGUCAGCCGCCCAAGAGAUGAGGCGGGAGUGGAAGCGGAAGAUGAUGGAGAGCAUAACAUCACAGGUGUCGGCUGGUACUGAAAGGCUGGUAGCCUACGGUAUUAGAGUUGAAGGCAUACGCAACACGUUCAAUACGCUCCGGACAGCAUAUCCUGUUGUUAUGUCCUCGGCGGAGCUUCAGGCAUGCGUUGCGAAGGCUGAUUCCAGACGAGCCGCCUUACACAAAAUGCGUGCAAUCAUCGACCCUGCUCAAGACGAGGUGGACUUUGCAAGUCUCUUAGCAUCAAGGUGUCGAGCCAUGAAGAGGAGGGCUCUCAACAUUCAAUACGCAACGGAAGGCGUGGAUGCUCUGUUGACACAGCUCACCUUGGAGCUAGAGGAUGUUAAUCGACGUCAGAUAGCCCUGCAGCAGUUGGGCAAGAAUACCGAUUUGUUCUAG
Colletotrichum gloeosporioides is the source of this 2202-nucleotide messenger RNA. RefSeq lists its product as uncharacterized. The record is from RefSeq and is a predicted model, not a curated record. Lineage: Eukaryota; Fungi; Ascomycota; Sordariomycetes; Glomerellales; Glomerellaceae. Gene Ontology annotation, biological process: proteolysis. The coding region runs from base 1 to 2202 and encodes 733 amino acids. Gene Ontology annotation, molecular function: cysteine-type peptidase activity. The transcript is spliced from 3 exons.